Messenger RNA from Haliotis rubra (blacklip abalone), 939 nucleotides. RefSeq lists its product as uncharacterized. The coding region runs from base 268 to 900 and encodes 210 amino acids. NCBI's taxonomy places the organism in Eukaryota, Metazoa, Mollusca, Gastropoda, Lepetellida, Haliotidae. The transcript is spliced from 11 exons. The record is from RefSeq and is a predicted model, not a curated record.
AUUGGCAAAGGUCUUCUUCACGAAGUUGAGAAUCUCGCCCCAACUGUCAUCGAGAGUGCACUGCCCGCUCUUCUGGCUGGUGUUGGCAAGCGCGGAGUUGAGCGCAGAAACUUCCUUGAUGACUUGAAAAACAUUGGCAAAGGUCUUCUUCACGAAGUUGAGAAUCUCGCCCCAACUGUCAUCGAGAGUGCACUGCCCGCUCUUCUGGCUGGUGUUGGCAAGCGUGAAAUUGUGGAGGCGGGACUUCUGGGACAUGUGAAGGAUGAGAUGCUGAAUGUGGUGGACAAGCUGAAGGAGUCUGUGGAGGGAGCAGAGAAGAUCGCCACGAACCUUGAGAGCAAUCUGAAGACAGCUGCCCAGGGUCUGACCAGUGGCCAGGAUGUCAAAGCCGUCGCCCAGAUGGUGCUGUCUACGCUAGAGGCCGAUGUCAAGUCAAUGAUGGAUAAAGGCACAUUUGACGUUGAUAUUGAUGCGCUGAUCAAGAAUAUUGUGCCCAACGCUGUUGCAAAGCUCUUCCCCAAGCACAGCCGUCGUCUUCUUAUCGGCGAUUUUAUCAACGGACUGAAAGACACUCUGGGUGACGUCCUUGGUCUCGUGUCUGGCACCGCGUUUGGGGAUCUUAAAACUUUCCUGGGAAACAUUGAGUCAACUGCUGUGCAGUCUCUCAGCCCUGCUUUGGGUAACCUGAAGGGCCUUGCCCAGACAGUAAGUUCCGUGCAAUCUCUCAGCCCUGCAUUGGGUAACCUGAAGGGCCUUGCCCAGACAUUCCUGACCCACGCCGGACAAGCCACUGCACAGGUCGCUGCUGAGGCCGUCAAGUUCUUCCAGCCAUUCCAGGCUCAACUCGGAUCUGUCUUCACCCAGAUCAAGAACGUAGCUGCCAAACUGACGGGUGCCUGAAUGUCAAGGGAUGUCGAAUAAAAUAACAUAUGAAACAUU